Messenger RNA from Dissoconium aciculare CBS 342.82, 567 nucleotides. RefSeq lists its product as uncharacterized. Bases 1 to 567 code for a protein of 188 amino acids. The record is from RefSeq and is a predicted model, not a curated record. The transcript has 2 exons. Lineage: Eukaryota; Fungi; Ascomycota; Dothideomycetes; Mycosphaerellales; Dissoconiaceae.
AUGAAGACCACUUUUAUCUCUCUCCUCGUUUGCGUCACCGCCAGCUUUGCUGCUGCGGUCAAUCCUCGCACGCUCGGACUCUUGUUUGGCUUGAAGCCCGUGCUAACGCAGACGAAAGCUGAGGAGAUCGUGAACAAGUUCAAGUCAGUCUUGGAGGGCGUCAACUACAAGGGCAAGACUCCAUUUCAGACGACCCAGGAUGUCGUAGCAGAGAACUACAUCGAAUACUCUGAUUCAAUUCAGUCUCUCAUCUCGCUCAACAACACUCUCGGCGAUGGUGUGAACCCUUCGGCUGUAAGCCGCGACGAAUGGUACGCUGGCGUCAGUAAAAACCCCAGUCCGAACAUUAAGACGCUCGGCAUUUUUGUUUCGGGCAGCAACAUUUUCUGGUACUGGAUCUUCCCGGAGGUCGGCAUCAAGAAAUAUCCCGUCAAAGGCUUCAACUUACUUCGCGUCAAUGAAUUCUACCAGAUCAACGAAGCCGACAUUGAAUUCAACAGCAUUGCUUGGGGUGUCGACAUCUUUCAGAUCCAACAGUACUGUGGUGCUCCACCCGCACCUCAUUGA